Molecule: messenger RNA, 7185 nt
Organism: Plasmodium falciparum 3D7
Lineage: Eukaryota; Apicomplexa; Aconoidasida; Haemosporida; Plasmodiidae
Product: erythrocyte membrane protein 1, PfEMP1
Cellular component (GO): membrane
Molecular function (GO): host cell surface receptor binding
Source: RefSeq, a predicted model, not a curated record
AUGGGUCCCGCGCCUAGGACAGCAACCACUACAUACAGUAGUGCCAAGGACCUUUUGGAAGACAUUGGAGAAAGUGUGCAGAAAGAAGCAAAAAAGCAAGCUCUUGGACGUAGUGAGAGUGUUUUGCAUGGCUUGUUGUCAAAUGCAACAAUUAAAGGUGUGAAAAACAAAGCCACAAAACCAAUCCAACUUGAAUAUGAAUAUCACACUAACGUUACCGGUGGUUUUGAUAAAAAUAAUCCUUGCGCAAAUAGGUUGGACGUCCGAUUUUCCGAUAUAUAUGGAGGUCAAUGUACUGAUAAUAAAAUAAAUGGAAAUGAUGAUGAAACUGGUGGAACGUGUGCUCCAUUAAGGAGGUUAUUUCUAUGUGAUCAGCAUUUGUCGCACAUGAAGGAAGGUAAUAUUAAUAACACAGAUAAUUUAUUAUUAGAGGUGUCUCUUGCAGCAAAAUAUGAAGGAGAUUCAAUAAUUAAUAACUAUCCUGAUAACCGUGACAAAAAAGAAGGAAUUUGUACAGCAUUGGCACGAAGUUUUGCUGAUAUAGGUGACAUUAUCAGAGGAAAAGAUCUGUUUCUUGGUUAUACCAAAAAAGAUGAAAAAGAAAAAGAAAAAGUACAGAAAAAUUUAAAAAGAAUAUUCAAUGAAAUAUAUAAAAAAAUGCAAGAUCCUGCAAAAUCUCAUUAUAGUGGUGAUUCUUCAGAUUUUUAUAAACUAAGAGAAGAUUGGUGGGCACUUAAUAGAAAAGAGGUAUGGAAAGCUAUCACAUGUAAAGCAAAAAAUGAUGCUGAAUAUUUUAGAAAAAAAGAUUCUGAUGGAAAACAUUGCUCUGUUCAAAAUUGCAAAUGCGUUGAUGGAGAUCCUCCUACAAAUCUAGACUACGUUCCUCAACAUUUACGUUGGUUUGAUGAAUGGAGCGAAGAAUUUUGUAGAAAAAGAAAAGAUCAAUUAAAAAUUUCUUUAGAGAAAUGUCGUGGAAAAAAUAAAGAUAAAUAUUGUAGUCUUAAUGGAUGCAACUGUAAAACAACUGUUAGAGGAAAAAAAAAAUUCGAUUAUCAACAAGAAUGUAAUGACUGUUUGGUUGCAUGUGAUCCUUUCGUACAUUGGAUAGAUAACGAAAAACUAGAAUUUUUAAAACAAAAAAAAAAAUAUAAAAAUGAAAUAAAAGAAAGAGAACCUACAAAAAAAACAUCACAUGGAACUAUCAAUAAUAUGUAUGCCAAAGAGUUUUAUGAAACACUGGAAAAGGAACAUAGAACUGUCGAUACAUUUUUAAAAUUAUUAAAUGAAGAAAAAGAAUGUAAAAAUCACCCUGAAGUAGGAGAGGGAAAAAAAACUUUUAUUGACUUUAAUGAUAAUAUCGAAACAUUUUCUCAUACAAAAAUUUGCGAACCUUGCCCUUGGUGUGGAGUGAAACCGGGCGGUCCACCAUGGAAAGAUAACGACAUUGAUUCAUGCGGGAAAAAAGAAAUAUCGUUUAGCGAUAAAGAUACUACUGAUAUAUCAAUACUUUCCACUGAUAGAGCAAAAAAAAAUAUUUUACAAAAAUUAGAAAAUUUUUGCAGAGAUACUGAGCAUAUUAAUCAUGAUAUUUGGAAAUGUCAUUAUGAGAAUACUGAUAAUGAUAAUUGCAUACUACAAAAUGAGAACACGGGCUCAGAAAAACAAAAAAUUAUGCCCUUUGAUGCAUUUUUUUUCCUUUGGCUAACACAAAUGUUAGAUGAUUCUAUAGAAUGGAGAAAAAAACUUAAAACCUGUAUAAAUAAUGAAAAACCAACUAAUUGUAUACGGGGUUGUAAAAAGCCCUGCGAAUGUUUUGAAAGAUGGGUUGAACAAAAAGAAGAAGAAUGGAUUUCAAUUGAAAAACAUUUUGACAAACAAAGAGAUAUAUCAGAAGAAGAACGUUAUAUAACACUUGAAUAUAUUUUGAAUGAAUUUUUUAUGGAUAAAAUUGAAAAAGCUUAUGGAAUAGAAAAAUCAAAAGAAUUAAAGGAGAAAUUAAAAUCAAAUAAAGGUCACGGAAUUAUAAGAGAUACAGAACAUUCACAGGAUGCAAUAAAAAUAUUGCUAGAACAUGAAUUAGAAGAUGCAAAAAAAUGCACAGAAACCCAUAAUGAUGAAAAAUGUAAAGAACAAGAAGAGAGCGGAGGUCGCUCUUUAAACCCGGAUCCAGAAUCCGACGACGAAGAAGAAACGGAUAAUGUAAAAGAGAACCCGUGUGCUGUAGGGAAAAAACUCACUAAAACUGUGAAACAAAUCGCUAGACAGAUGCAUCAAGCGGCAAAGAAACAAUUGGGUAGUAGUAGUAGUAGGGCAUUGAAGGCUCAUGCACAUCUAGGAACAUAUAAACAUACCAAUAAACGCGAUGAUUUCAAAACAAUAUGUAAAAUAACGAAGGAUCAUUCCAAUGCUACCCAUAACUAUCCGCAAGGACCAUGUCAUGGAAAAAAUAACGAUAAAUCUAUGUUUAAGACAGAAGAAGGUUGGAAACCUGGGAACCAGAUAAAUAUGAACGACGAAUACGCCUUUAUGCCUCCUCGACGUCAACAUUUUUGUACAUCGAAUUUAGAAUAUUUAGAAACGGCUGACAGAACACUUAAUGGUAUUGGUGACGAUCCUAAUGUUCUUAAUCAUUCCUUUUUAGGUGAUGUUCUGCUCGCAGCAAAGUUUGAGGCAGAUUUCAUAAAAGAGAAGUAUAAUGAGCAAUCUAACUAUAAGGACUUUUCAACUAUAUGUAGAGCAAUGAAAUAUAGUUUUGCGGACCUUGGAGAUAUAAUUAAAGGAACAGAUUUAUGGGAUAAGAAUGGUGGCGAACAAAAAACACAAGGAAAGUUGGAAAAAAUAUUCUGUAAAAUUAAAAACAAACUUCCUGAAGAUAUCCAAGAAAAAUAUAUCAAUGAUGACAAAAAUUCACCCCAAUAUAAAAAAUUACGAGAAGAUUGGUGGGAGGCAAACAGAAAAGAAGUUUGGAGAGCUAUGACGUGUGCAACAACCAGUGGAAAAAUCCCAUGCAGUAUUGUCACACCACUUGAUGAUUACAUUCCUCAAAGAUUACGUUGGAUGACUGAAUGGUCCGAAUGGUUUUGCAAAGAGCAGUCGAAACUGUAUGGAGAGUUGGUGAAGGAUUGUGCAAGUUGUAAGAAAAAGGGUAAAGAAAAAUGUACACAAGGCGAUAAUGACUGUACACCGUGUGAUAAAAAAUGUAAAGAAUAUGGAAAAAAAAUAAGAACAUGGAAAGAUCAAUGGACAAAAAUGGAUGGAAUAUACCAAAUGUUAUACCUACAAGCACAAACUACUGCUCGUAAUGCUGGUGAUACUGCUUUUGAUAAUCCCAACGAUCAAUAUGUGAUUGAUUUCUUCAAAAAAUUACAAAAAGCAAAUGGUGAUAACAAUUUUGGUGUCAACACCUCCCCGUACUUCACCCCAGCAGGGUACAUCCACCAGGAGGCACGUGUAGGUGAAUGCGAAGUACAAAAACAUUUUUGUAAUAAUAACGGCAACCAGGAUAAAUAUUCCUUUCGUAAUCAACCAUAUGACCACGAAGAAGCAUGUGCUUGUAAAAAGAAUACUAAAGCACCAGAAAAGAAGAAAGAAGAAACACCACCAGCGGGACCAAACGUUUGCGAAAUAGUGGACAAACUAUUUGAGGACACCACUACACCUCACGCAGCUUGCCAACAAAAGUAUAUAAAUGGCCACGAAAAAUUCCCCAAUUGGAAAUGUGUCACACCAAGUGGUGAAAAAAGUGGUGAUAAGGGUGCCAUAUGUGUGCCACCCAGGAGGCGACGACUAUACAUACACGAUUUACAAUCACUAGACGAGAAGCCGAGCGAUACCGCGCUACGUGAUUGGUUUGUGAAAAGUGCCGCGGUUGAGACGUUUUUCCUAUGGCAUAGAUACAAAAAACAAAAGGAAAAGAAACCACAGGAAGGGUCACUACUUUCCGGGUCAACACUACUUAGCCAGUUCAGCAUAGACCUCGGUGAUGAGGAACAGCCCCCCGAAAAACAAUUGGCUGGUGGCAAAAUACCUGAUGAUUUCUUGCGCCAAAUGUUCUACACAUUGGGAGACUAUAGAGAUAUAUGCAUAGGUGAUGAAAACGUGAUUAAGACGUUAAAAUAUAGUGGUGAUAAAGACGACAUUAUGGAGAAAAUACAAGAGAAAAUAAAGGCUGUUUUUCCAACUAGUGGCGGCACAUCUCACAUACCUGAUGUCAAACCUGGUGGCGCCCUAUCGCGCGGCGACUGGUGGGAACAACAUGGUAAAGAUAUAUGGCAUGGAAUGAUUUGCGCUUUAACCUAUAAAGAGACAAGUGGUAGUGGCGAAAAGGGUGAAAAAACAACUAUUACCCAGGAUGGUACUCUGAAAGAUGCACUUUUGGAUACCGACGGCAAAAAGCCAAAACGUGACUACCAAUACACAAGUGUCACACUUAAAGAAGAUGAUAGUGGAGAAAAAGCCGCCAAUGUCCCGGCCAAAGUGGAACCCACUACACUGGCCGACUUCACGCGCCGCCCAGCGUACUUCCGCUGGCUGGAAGAGUGGGGCGACGGCUUCUGUCGAGAGAGGAAAAAACGAUUGGCACAAAUUAAAAAAGAUUGCUACGAAGACGGUGGAACAGGUGAAAAACAAUACAGCGGUUAUGGGGAAGCGUGUGAUCGAACAAAUACAUCAAAUGAAGGAGCUUCUGCUGAUUUAGAAGGUCCAAGUUGUGCAAAUUCUUGUAGUUCUUAUAGAAAAUGGAUAGAAAGAAAAAAAUACGAAUUUAAAAAACAAGAAAAGGCAUAUGGUGGACAAAAACAAAACUGCAAAAAGGAACGUAAAGCUGCUGAAAGUAAUGAUAAUGAUAAACAAUUUUGCGGAACACCAGAAACAACAUGCAAUACAGCUGAAGCAUUUUUACAAAAUUUAGGAUCAUGUAAAAAGUAUAAUGGAGAGGGUAAAAAAAUUUUUGAGAAUACAGAGGAAACAUUUAAACCUGCAAUCGAUUGCGAACCAUGUUCUGAAUUUAAAGUUAAAUUAGAAAAGUGUAAUUGCGGGAGUGAUGCUAAAGGAAAUACUUGCACAACAGGAAAGAUUACGGCAGAAAAUUUUGAAAAUAAGACAGAUGUUAAUGAAGUUGUUAUGCGUGUUAGUGAUAACGCUGAAAGUGGUUUUAAAGGUGAUUUAAAGAGUUCUUGUGAAAACGCACAUAUUUUUGAAGGUAUUAAAGAAAAUAAAUGGAAAUGUCGUAAUGUAUGUGGUUAUAUUGUAUGUAAACUGGAAGAAGUCAAUGGGGAAAAAGAUAAUGGUAAAAAAAUUUUAUUAAUUAGAGCAUUGGUUACACAUUGGGUAGAUAAUUUUUUACAAGAUUAUAAUAAAAUUAAAAAAAAAUUAAACACAUGUAUGAAUAGUAGUGAUGCAACCCCAUGUAUAAAGGGAUGCGUAGAUAAAUGGAUAAAGCUGAAAAAGGAUGAAUGGGAAGAAAUAAAAAAACCUUACCUUGAACAAUAUAAAAAUGGCUAUGGAGAAAAUUACAAUGUGAAAACUAUUUUGGAGAAAUUUCAAGAUCAACCUGAAUUUAAAAAAGCUAUAGGACCUUGUCCAACUUUAGAUGCUUUCGAGAAGUCAAAACAAUGUAAUGCAACUGCGAGCUCAGAAAAGGGUAAAGAUGGUAACAAAAGUUAUGUUAUAGAUUGUUUGCUUCAAGAGCUUGAAAAGCUUCAAGAAAAAGCAAAAAAGUGUCAUGACCAACAUAGCGACAAUCCACAAGAAAAAUGUGAUGAUCCCCACCCUGACGAACCCGAUGAGGAGGACUUACUCCUUGAAGAAGAAGAAAAUACGGCAAAUAGUGCGCCAGAAAUUUGUAAAGAUGUGAUAAAAGCACCACCAAAACAAGAGGAAAAAGGCGGUUGUGAACCAGCAUCCCCUCUUGAACCCGAAGAAGUGGAAGAAGAAACAGCUAGUGUCCCACCUGGAUCAGAACCUGAAGCUGAUAAAGGCCCAGUCAAACCCGCAGAACUACCAAAACCACCAAAACGAAACAAAAGGCAACCGAAAAAACUAUAUUUCCCAACUCCCGCACUACAAAAUGCGAUGUUAUCCAAUACCAUUAUGUGGACUAUUGGAAUUGGUUUUGCUGCAAUCAGUUACUUUUUUCUAAAGAAAAAAACCAAAUCUACUAUUGAUCUUUUGCGUGUCAUUAAUAUCCCCAAAGGAGAUUAUGGAAUACCUACAAUGAAAUCAAAAAAUCGAUACGUCCCUUACAAAAGUGGUCAAUAUAAUGGCAAAAAAUAUAUUUAUAUGGAGGGGGAUGAAUCGGAUGACUACACAUAUAUUGGAGAUAUAUCAUCAUCUGAUAUUACUUCGUCAGAAAGCGAGUAUGAAGAUAUUGAUAUAAAUAAUAUAUAUCCAUAUAAAUCACCCAAAUACAAAACUUUGAUUGACGUGGUACUAGAACCAUCAAAAAGAGAUACGUUUAAUACACAAAGUGAUAUACCAAGUGACACAUCUACGAAUAAAUUUACAGAUAAUGAAUGGAAUCAACUGAAACAGGAUUUUAUUUCAAAUAUUUCACAAAAUUCUCAAAUGGAUUUACCCAAAAAUAAUAUAAGUGGGAAUAUUCAAAUGGAUACCCAUCCUCAUGUUAAUAUUUUAGACGAUAGUAUGCAAGAAAAACCUUUUAUUACAUCUAUUCAUGAUAGAGAUUUACAUAAUGGUGAAGAAGUUACCUAUAAUAUUAAUUUGGAUGAUCACAAAAAUAUGAAUUUUUCAACUAAUCAUGAUAAUAUACCACCAAAAAAUGAUCAAAAUGAUUUAUAUACUGGUAUAGAUUUGAUUAAUGAUUCGAUAAGUGGUAACCAUAAUGUUAAUAUUUAUGAUGAAUUGUUAAAAAGAAAAGAAAACGAAUUAUUUGGAACAAAUCAUACAAAACAUACAACAACAAAUAUUGUUGCCAAACAAACACAUAAUGACCCUAUAGUCAAUCAAAUAAAUUUGUUCCAUAAAUGGUUAGAUAGACAUAGAAAUAUGUGCGAACAGUGGGAUAAAAAUAAAAAGGAGGAAUUGUUAGAUAAAUUGAAUGAAGAAUGGAAUAAAGAAAAUAAAAAUAAUAGUAAUGUCACAGACACAAAUGGUGAAAAUAAUAUUACAAGGGUGUUGAAUAGUGAUGUUUCUAUCCAAAUAGAUAUGAAUUCUAAACCUAUUUAA